AUGGGUAGCACAUUCAAUUCACAGAUUUUAGUGGAAAAACUAGCCAAGCUGAAUGGCUCGCAGACAAGCAUAGAGACUUUGUCACAUUGGUGCAUAUUUCAUAUGAACAAAGCCAAACAAGUUGUCGAAACGUGGGAUAAACAGUUCCAUUGCUCUCCUCAUGAAAAGAAAUUGACAUUUCUGUUCCUUGCAAAUGAUAUUUUACAAAACAGCAGGCGAAAGGGUUCUGAAUUUGUUGGUGAAUUUUGGAAGGUUCUUCCAGAUUGUCUUCGAGAUGUCACUCAAAAUGGAGACGACCAUGCAAGGAAUGAAGCAUUUCGACUGAUUGGUAUAUGGGAAGAAAGAAAAGUUUUUGGUUCUCGUGGUCAAAGUCUUAAGGAAGAAUUUAUUGGGAAGCAUGCGGAAAACAAUAACCGUGAUUUGAAACCUAUGAACGCGAAACCUACAAAUGCGAAACCUAUGAACGUGAAACUGAGGCCAUCUGCCGGAAAUGUGUUGGAUAAAAUAGUUUCGGGCUAUCAUCAUAUUUAUGCAGGGCAGACAGAUGAAGAUGUUGUAUUAAGCAAAUGCAGGAAUGCCAUUAGCUUUCUUGAGAAAGCAGAUAAGGAAAUAGUUCACGGUAGUAAUUCAGGGAACUUCCAUGGAUCUGCAGUAGUGAAUGACCUACAGGGGCAUAAUGCCAUACUAAAGGACUGCAUUGAGCAGUUAACAACACUAGAAUCAUCAAGAGCUGGCCUUGUGUCUCAUCUGAGAGAGGCUCUUCAGGAUCAGGAAUUCAAGCUGGGUCAAGUUCGUAGCCAGAUCCAGGCUGCAAGUGCUCAGUGGGAACAUGCGAACAAUACUUGCCAACAAUUACUGAGCCACAACAAUGUUCAGUCAUUAGUUGAACAGAGCUCAAAGGAAAUUCAGAGCUCCAUGGCACCUGCAAGUUUUAUUUCUGGCGACAGAGAGCUAUCAGCCCCAUUAAUGUACUCACCACAAAUUAUGUUUCCUCAAAAUUCUGGACUCGGUGAGGGAGAUCCACGCAAGUCUGCAGCCGCUGCAGUGGCAGCAAAGCUGACUGCAUCCACAUCCUCCGUCCAAAUGCUGUCUUAUGUGCUAUCCUCUUUAGCAUCAGAAGGUGUCAUAGGCAAUCCGAUGACAGAGUCUUCUACUGAUUAUCACUCUGAUAAGAGGACUAAGCUUGAGAAUGAUGGGUCAUCUUAUGUGCCAUCUCACGUGCCAUCUCAGAAUCCUCAACAACCACUUCCUCCCUUUUCGCUUUCUGAACCUACCCAACACUAUGCAUCUUCAUCCAACCAGCAAUCUACUCCAAAUGAGCCACCACCUCCACCCUCAUCAUCACCUCCCCCACUACCCCCACCGCCACCAAUGCCUCAACAAUACCCUGUGCCGCAGUUCAUGCAGAAUGUAGGGCCUGUUAACAAUAUGGCAUAUAGCUAUGGCGUGAUUCAACAGCCGUCAAUGGCAGCCUAUCCUGGAGUUGGGAUUUCCAUGAACAAUGUAUCACCUUAUACACCUCCAAUGAAUCCAUAUCAGGGUUUUCAGGGUUCUGAUGGAAACUACUACAAUCCGUCCUCCUCAAUGCCUAUGGUCCCCAUCUCGCGCCAAUAG
Messenger RNA from Vicia faba (fava bean), 1614 nucleotides. The record is from the annotation of a GenBank genome assembly. NCBI's taxonomy places the organism in Eukaryota, Viridiplantae, Streptophyta, Magnoliopsida, Fabales, Fabaceae.